AAACUUCUACCUUUCCCGUCUUCCUCUACCUCCCCUCGUCUGCACUUGUGCUCCCCUCUUUCCCCGUGAGCGCUGGCGUGAACCUCCUUGGGCACCUCCUUGGGCACCUCCUUGCUUGCCCCACCAUCCCCCAUGCGCCCACGCUCCCACGCCCCAACGCCCCCACCCCCCAUCCACGUAUGUGCCCACCUCGCCAUGUCUUCACACUGCCGUCCCCCCAAAAUGCCGUCGCCCCCAUGCAUGCAUGCAGCAUGGGUGGGCGCGAAGCAGCAUGGGUGGGCGCGAAGCAGCAUGGGUGGGCGCGAAGCAGCAUGGGUGGGCGCGAAGCAGAAUGGGUGGGCGCGAAUCAGCAUGGCAUGGCGGGGAAGAGGGAGGGGCGGGUGAAGGAGCAGUACCCGUGGGCUUCCCACCGCUGGCUCGACUCGCUCCUCCGCCUGCCUGCGCAGCGGCAGCGCCUCUUCCUCGCCCACCGCCUGGCCACGAGCCCGCUGUCGAACGCACUGGGCGGGGUGGUGUUCCUGGGCACGCCCUUUUAUAUGAAGAGCUGGGAGCGCAACGGCAUGGUGCUGCUGCUCGCCACCACCGCCGUGUCCGUGGGGGUGACGUUCGUGGUCAUGUGGGGCUACGUGCUGCUGUGGCGCGUCGUCGUGCUCGCUAUUGCCGGCCAGCUUGCCAGCACCACCACUCCGAGCUACGUGCCCUUCUCCCUCGCCACUGCUGUUCUCAUCUUCGCCAUCAUCAGUGUGGCCAUGGAGCUCUGGCGUAGCACAGCCUUUUACAGCGGCAACAUCUACCACUCGCCCGGCUUUGAUUGGUCGCAUGCCAUGUCAGCACUCGUCAUCCAUGCCGGCAAAUUAGACGAAGCCAGCCUGGCGCUCUCCACCGAGCCUAUCGCCCGAGCCUACAUCUUCCCGCAGCUGGCCUCCAUGCUCAAGCUCCCCUUCUGGAAACCCCUCCCGCGCCGCCCGGUCACGAGAAAAUGUUCCGAAUGGACGCUGUACAUCAGCAACACUGCCCGGAUCCUCAUGUGGAACGUAAUUUUCAUCCUGCCCGCAGCGGCAGUGGCGCUGCUGUCGCGCGUGCUGGCGCCGGUGGUAAUCUCAAUGGUGCGCAACGUGAUCGUGACGGUGAGCUUCGGGCUGUCCCCCAAGGAGCUGAGCUUCGCCAGUGUGUUUGUGGACGAACGACUCGACCUCGGCUUGGCGUCACAACACAUCGAACACUGGAACGUGCAGAAACUGCUGGCGCUGGCCAAGACGAGGUCGCUGCAGGGCGAGCUGAUGGAGGGGUAUGAGGACGACACGUGUGACAUGGGGGAGGCUCUAUUUGGGGACGGGCUACCUGAGGAGGGGGUUCCUCGGGAGGGCAUACCUCGAAAGAAGGUACCCGUGACAGGGGUACGUGGAGAGGGGCUGAUUGGAAGAGAGGGGAAGGUGGAAGAGAGAAAGGAGGAGGAGGGGGUUGGAGGUGGGGAGGUGAGAGUGAGGAGGCAAGGGGACGCGGACGAAAGAUCGGGUGGUGAGGGCGAAGGGAGUCCUCUGAUAGACUCGACACAGACAGAUGCGACAAGACCACAGCAGGAGGGCUGCAUAGAUGCAGCUGAGCCUCUUGACUCGCGAGCACGGCUCUCAGGUACACUGGGCAGCGGUCCACCAGUGGAACCCGCUGCUGCGGCCCUGCAGCAGGUGGCAGCAGGAGGAGGCGAGGAGGGAGUGGAGGGCCGCGCAGCCUGCAGCUCGAUGCGGAGCGUGAGCCGCUUCCGACGGCGCGUCACGUUCACCGAGCGGUCUCUGCGACAGGGGGAGAGGAGAGCGGAGGGGGGUGAGGAUGGGGGUGAGGAGGGGGGUGAGGAGGGGGGUGACGGCAAGGAGAAGCGAGGAGGGGAAGGAAGCAGCUCAGAGGGAGCUGGAAAUGAAAGGCAAGCAGCAGCGGGGAGUGGAGGAGAAGGGCAUGGGGUCCAGGCACGGCAGUGGCAGCAGGGGUGA
Messenger RNA from Closterium sp. NIES-65, 1985 nucleotides. The record is from the annotation of a GenBank genome assembly. NCBI's taxonomy places the organism in Eukaryota, Viridiplantae, Streptophyta, Zygnematophyceae, Desmidiales, Closteriaceae.